Hippoglossus stenolepis (Pacific halibut) is the source of this 4858-nucleotide messenger RNA. RefSeq names its product galactose-3-O-sulfotransferase 3 (gene gal3st3). The transcript is spliced from 3 exons. Gene Ontology annotation, biological process: glycolipid biosynthetic process. The record is from RefSeq and is a predicted model, not a curated record. Lineage: Eukaryota; Metazoa; Chordata; Actinopteri; Pleuronectiformes; Pleuronectidae. Gene Ontology annotation, molecular function: galactosylceramide sulfotransferase activity. Gene Ontology annotation, cellular component: membrane. Bases 227 to 1603 code for a protein of 458 amino acids.
CGGUGACUGCAACACCUGAACACCCCCACUCACACGCACACACACAGCUGUAGGCGGGGAGCAGGAGGAAGAGGAGGAGGACCAGAGGCUCUCCUGAACAUUGAAGGAGGAGACGGAGGAGACGGAGGAGAGAAGAGCAGCGGGCACGCGGAGUCCGUCACAGGGAGAAAUCACAUCGCGCCGCAGCUCCGAGAUGACAAAGGCCCAGUGACGCGCUGAAGGCGAGAUGUCGCAGAGGAAGAUAUUCCUGGUCUUCGUGGCCAUCAGUACUGUCAGUCUCCUGCUGCACCAUGGGGGCCACUUCAGCUGGACCAUGGAGGCCUUCCACCUCGGUUGUCCUGCCAUCCAGUCCCACCCUGCCGCAGGCCUGAAACCCAAACACACCAAUGUGGCCUUCCUCAAGACCCACAAAACGGCCAGCACCACCAUGCAGAACCUGCUGUUCCGCUUUGCCGAGCGCAACAACCUGACGGCGGCGUUGCCCGUGCAGGCCUGCAGCCACCAGUUCUGCUACCCACGCUCCUUCACCUCUCACUUUGUGCAUCCGCACACGCUGCCUCCAAAUAUCAUCACCAGCCACAUGCGCUUCAACAAGGCAGAGCUGCAACGCCUGAUGCCCAACGACACCAUAUAUGUCACAAUACUGAGGGAGCCCGGCCACAUGUUCGAGUCCCUGUUCAGUUACUACAACCAGCACUGUCAGAGCUUCAAGAGGGUCCCCAACGGCUCCCUGGAGGCGUUCUUAGAGGAGCCCUGGCGUUACUACCGCGCUGAUGAAAAAGACUCCAUGUACGCACGCAACUCCUUGACCUUCGACUUGGGCGGAGACAAGGACCGGCCGACAACAGAUGUGGCAUAUGCGCGGUCCUUUGUGGCAGAGGUGGACAGAGUUUUCUCCCUGGUGUUGAUCGCUGAGUACUUUGAUGAAUCGCUGGUUCUCCUUCGUCAUCUCCUCUCCUGGGAUCUCGACGACAUCCUCUAUGUCAAGCUCAACAUGAGGACGCCGAGCUCAAAGCGGAGCCUGACACCGGGACUUCCUGCAAAGAUCCGUGCCUGGAAUUCCUUAGAUGCACGUCUCUAUGACCACUUUAACGCCUCCCUGUGGCGCCAGCUGUCAGCCCUAGGCCCAGCCUGCGUGGCUAGGGAGGUGCGACUCCUCCGGCGAGCCCAGGAGAGGCUGAUGAGAAGCUGCUUUGGUGACCGGAUGCCACUUCGGUCGGCAGCACAGAUCAAAAACAAGGAACUUCGACCGUGGCAGCCUAGUGGAAAGGUCGACAUUGUGGGCUACGACCUACCGAUGAAUCUCAGCAGUGGGUUCUCGAGUCAGGCCCAGGAGCUCUGCCUCAAGCUCAUCUUGCCAGAGAUCCAGUACACACGGGUUCUCCUACGCUCCCAGUCGCUGCGCUACCGCCGAGUCUACCAGCUCCGGCCUCAGCAGCAGUCACACACCCUCCAGCAGCCCAUACGCACGGCCCUGCCUCGGCAUCGCAGUCCACAGCCGGCUGCAGCUCCAGGUCCUCUAGGGACUCGGCCCAUGGCCACCUCGAAGCCUGCUGCAGGAUCUCAAAGUCAGACCACUAAGUUAGGGUCUAAAUCCUCAUAGAUCCAGACCUCAUAGUUGGGAAAACAGAGACUUGAAUAUAAUGAUGGGAGCCCAACACACUGCAUUGUUCUGCCCUGAUCCACGAGACCGUGAUUGGCUGUUGGGUGGAUGUUGGUGGGGGGGUUUGGAAACACGGGCAUGCUUGGGAAAAGUCUGGGUUGCUCUUGAAUCUGUGUCUCUCCUGUUCCUUCAACGCAGCAUUUGGGAUAAAACAAUAAAAGAGGAAACAGGAGGGAAAGGGGAACGAGACCCAUCUGGACCUGAACUUGAAUCCUUCCCCUCUCUGGUCUGUGAAAGCAAAUCAGCGCUGGCAGACAAAGGGCGGGAGAAACCCACACUGGACCGGGCUCAGCUGCACACCUCUGCAGGCCGAGCGAUGGGAGAGGGGUUCGGGGGGUUCGGGGGGAAAGUGGCUCUUUUGAAGCAGAUCUGUUCUGUGCAGCCAGGACUCAGAAAGAAGUGGUGAUAUCAGGCCUAUUGUGAGGCACAGAGUGGGCUUUGUGUGUAUCACACUGGUACAGUAUCACGUUACUUACUUUCAUUCAAACUCUUUCAGUCUCUCUCUCUCCCCCCCCCCACAUAUGCCACUUGAAGUCCUUGAGAGAGACAUAAUGACAUAAAGGGAUCAGCUGUCAGGUCUCCAGAGAGAAUCCUAAGAGACAGACACUGAGACAACCUCCAACCAUUAGCACAAGAAACAAGUCUUCUCUUCUUCUCCAGACCCCAAAGCAGUGGAGGGAUGGGAGGUUAGAAAACCAGUUUAGAAAACGGUAAGCCUAAAAGUGUGUGCUAGUCAGUUGGGCCACCAUCAACACACGAGUCUGUCUUCUGGUUUCCUCCCAGCAGCCUUCCAACCCGACCUCUUACCCCUCCUCCGUCCCCUCGUCCCGGCUGGUCCCCCCCCCGGGUCAGUCCAGCUCUCCUCACCAGCCCAAAGCACGUCCUGUGUGUUAUUAUGUGGGGUUUUAUUUUGAAUCUUGGGUGUUAUUGCAAUAAGAUGUCCAGGUCUACGUGCUCGACACUAAAGGACUUACUGAGCUACCAGCAGCGCCACCUUACCACACACUGAUAACGUAAAGCAACUGGACAGGACAGAGACUCGGAGGCUGUGGGUGUUUGAAUAGUUAAUCGUCUCGCAGCCCUCCUAUGGCCCACGUGCUGGGGUUACACGGCCUUACAUGUUCAUGCAGGACACUUUGGACCAGGUGAAAGACGCUCAUUCCAAACCCAGAAGCGCAGGAGGACGGGUCUGGGUUGGUGACGGUCUCUGUUUUCAUGCAUUCUGCUCAUAUUUAAUGUGUAAUUUAUGUUCUUUUAUUCCUCCAGUGAUCAGCAGGGCGCCGCUAAGUAACUGGGGGAAGGAUGUCUGGGUGUGUGUGAGAGUGUGUGAGAGAGAGAGAGAGUCGUUCCAUUUUAUUUUCCAUUUGUUGCCAUGCCAACAAAUAGUUAUUAAACUAUGUAUAAUUUAUUAUCGGGACUAAAAGAGCCCCGUUCCUAUUUUUAACUGUUAUUUCUCACGACUCAUUGGUUGAAAUUCGUGCUUUUCCAUCGAGUAAGCAGGUCGUCACAGGUUCAGCACAUGAGGCGAUGGAACGAGGCAUGUGGCAACAGCGUGAAAUAUUAAUGGUAAACGUGUUUUACAUAAUGCAAAACUACAAAGACCACUUCUGAAAACCGCACAUUGAAACAAGCGUAGUCGCUUGAACUGAAUCUUCCAACCACUCCAUGCGCCGGUGGUCGGAAGACUCGGUGAAUAUCUGAAUUCUGAAGUGUGCUUAUCUGAACCUCUGCUUUUAAAAAGCACGAGAUGCACAGCAGUUCAUAUUUAUUUGACUUGUGUUCAGAUAGGUCUGCUGAUGCCUGAAGACACGUACACUGUAAAAACUCGUUACACUGUAAAGGAUCAAGCUUUUUAUUUAUUUGAACAAAGCCCAUGAAAAGACCAACAAAGAGGAAUCUGUAUUGUGCUGAAGACGUCUUUAAAGGUCUCACUCGUUUUUAACGAAUCAGAUUCGCUCUCCUGCAGUAAGCGAUGUGAAGCCCUGGACCAAAUGUGCACAUCCACAAGUCCGACGUUUUCUGUCUUUGCACCAAGUGUCUCAGUGGAAGUGGAGCUGAAGGGGUUUGGGUGCAGCGCCCGGCGGACUGCGCUCGGUCGCUUGUGGCUCUUCGUCUUUUCAGGGGAUUUGUUGGCAGCAAGAAAAGCAAAGAACAUGGUGGCUUUGCUGCUGCUGCUCAUUCUCAACUGGGUUUUAAUUCAUUCGAGUUCAGUUGUUAAAAACUAAAUCAUCUCAGCGUUGAAUGAAAGUGCUGAAUUGUGAAUCUGCUGUAAAAUAAGAAAACACUGUUUUUGUAGAUUUCUUUUCCUUCGUUAAGGAUUUAUGUCGACAGCUCGUUCAAUAUGAAUAAAACAUGAUGAGUAAACACAAACAAUGUGUAAGUCAGAAUAUUCUGACUACUUCUCACAAUCAGCUUCAUGUUGCUGCUUUUCACACAAACGGUCGUUUUUAUUUCACUUCCAUUUCAUUGUUUUACAUCAAAAUAUCUUUUUAAAUAAAGCUUUUGUUUCAUGAAGCCAUGUGAUUGUUUGAAGGGGAUUUCAAAUGUAUUGGUUUGUCGGGUUUAUAUAUUCUAUUUCCAUAAGCUCUGCCACGAAACCUGCAACUGAUCCAUAACCUUUCACCGUAUUUAAUAUUACAGCUGAGAUGUACUGUCGGUACGUGAGUUACAGUCAUAAACUGAUGCUUGCACACAUUCCUGUAGUAGAUCAGAGCAGGUGGAUCCAUGACCCAGCUGAAGAAUCGUUAUUUCCCCUCAUCUGCUCAUUUCUGAUCCGUUUCUCCUCCGGCUGCCAAAGAGCUGAUUGUACGAGUCGGUCCUCCCGUCGCGGCGAAGGGUCGGCCGUUCCUCUCGGGAAACGCCAGAGGGCCAGUAACACGAAGAACACCUCCUCUGCUCCGUCUUCUCUUCCAGUGAUGUUGCAAAGCUCUUCUGUAAUUCUGCUUCAGUGGAACAUGAACCUGGGCUUCUUUCUCCCGGUGUCAGGGUCAUUGAGUGGCUGCAUCUUCAUCAUUUAUUUCCAUCCUCUGUUUAUGAACUUAUCUGUGAACUAAGAAUAAUGACUUUUUAUUGUUUUCUGUGAUUCUGGGACUGGGCUCGGAUAAAAUGUCCGGAGACAAUCAGAGCGAGGGCCCACAGCAGCUUUACAGUGACGGUGGUGGAGGUGACGAAUAAAGACUGAAUGUUUUCAACUGA